AUGGCGGACGUUGAGAUGGUAGAUGCCCCCACGGCGUCCAAAUCGAAGGCUGCAGCUUCAACAAAAGCCUCUAAAUCGGGCGCUUCUGAGGGAAGUUUAGAUGCGAAGAAAAGAUUCGAAGUAAAAAAGUGGAACGCUGUUGCGCUCUGGGCGUGGGACAUUGUUGUAGACAACUGUGCUAUUUGCCGGAAUCAUAUCAUGGACCUGUGUAUCGAAUGCCAGGCAAAUCAAGGCUCCGCCACUGCAGAAGAAUGCACCGUUGCCUGGGGAAUUUCAUGCCUUCCACUUCCACUGCAUCUCAAGGUGGCUGAGAACCCGGCAAGUUUGUCCUUUAGACAACAGAGACUGGGAGUUCCAAAAGUAUGGUCGAUAAAUAUUCGAUCAAAUUCACGCUUUCUUAGAGUUUUCCACGGUACUGGCGGAUUCAUAACGUACAAGAUGCGUUUAUGGCUGCUCAAUGACGGUCUCCUUAUAUGUUUUGCGGGGUGUUACGGCGACAACGGUCAAUAUGACAGUAAUGAUAAAUACUUUGCCCUUACGUACUUUCCAUGUAGCUUUAAAGAGAUUAACUGUCAGUCCUUCCGAUAA
Messenger RNA from Ophidiomyces ophidiicola, 588 nucleotides. RefSeq names its product RING-box protein hrt1 (gene HRT1). The record is from RefSeq and is a predicted model, not a curated record. The transcript is spliced from 4 exons. Gene Ontology annotation, biological process: protein ubiquitination; anaphase-promoting complex-dependent catabolic process. Gene Ontology annotation, molecular function: zinc ion binding; cullin family protein binding; ubiquitin protein ligase activity. NCBI's taxonomy places the organism in Eukaryota, Fungi, Ascomycota, Eurotiomycetes, Onygenales, Onygenaceae. Gene Ontology annotation, cellular component: anaphase-promoting complex; nucleus. The coding region runs from base 1 to 588 and encodes 195 amino acids.